Messenger RNA from Belonocnema kinseyi, 3185 nucleotides. It is a transcript of the gene vari, whose product is annotated as MAGUK p55 subfamily member 6. The record is from RefSeq and is a predicted model, not a curated record. Gene Ontology annotation, cellular component: cell-cell junction; plasma membrane. Bases 381 to 2189 code for a protein of 602 amino acids. Lineage: Eukaryota; Metazoa; Arthropoda; Insecta; Hymenoptera; Cynipidae. The transcript has 8 exons. Gene Ontology annotation, molecular function: protein binding.
CACCUGGUUUCCGUUAGUUGUUCGGUGAGCUCAGAACGGUGUCGCUUUCGUCCCCCUCACAUCUACAAUUCUACAGUCUAGGGGCAUUAAGGCUUAAGGCCCAACAGGUAGUGGGUUAAGAAACACGCUUUCAUUCGUUCAGCGGUAGCUCUCGCAUAUUGACACCACAAUCAACCAGUGACGAAAACAGUUUUUCUUUUAAAAGUCCCUUUUAAAUUUCUUUUGAUGAUUCUACUCGGGUGGAUUGGUUGUUAAUCUGAAAGUGCAAAUGUACAAAAGGCGCGAAAAAAUUGCGCAUUCAUCAAUUUUUGUGUAUGACCACUUUUUGCAAUCGAAUAUCGCUUAUUGUGCCAUAAGUGACAGAAGUGAAAUAAUCAAAAAUGGUUUUCUUCGGUCGGAAAGAAAAAAUGGAUGAUCGUCGAUUAUUGGCGAGCAUGGAUGCUGUGAAUGGAGCCAAAGUACAUCAUUUUGAAAAUGCUGCCUUCAUGCACGUCAGAGAUAAUAUCGAAGAACUCGGAAAAGUCGCUGAUGAGACGAACCUCCUUUUCCUCAAGGGUCUCCUAGAUGACCCAGUUGUAGAAUCACUGGUUAGGGUUCAGGAGCGUUUGGAGGAUCCACCAGCUCCCCUAGAGCCAGUUCAUUCAGAUAUUUGUGACAUAGUUGAUGAGAUUUGUCACAAGUAUCUAUACUCCUAUAACAAAAACGCAAGAGAAUUAGUUGUGCUAUUGAAAAGUUUACACCUUAAGGCCCUUUUGGAAACUCACGACGCUAUAGCAAAACUUCGUGAUUCGCCACCUAGUCCAAAUCCACGAUUUUUGAUCAUGCCAGCUGACGAAAGAACGGAAGCCGUCAGAAUGGUCGGGCUGAGAAGACAGCCUGACGAGCCUCUGGGACUCACAGUUCAAGUGGACGAAUCUGGAAAUUUAAUAAUAGCUAGGAUAUUAGGCGGUAGUACUGCAGCAAAACAAGGACUUUUGAGGAUAGGUGAGGUUAUUCUUGAAGUCAAUGGAAAAGCAGUUCACACACCAGAUGAACUUCAACAGUCAAUACUAGAAGCCAAUGAAAAUCUCACCCUAAAAUUGGCACCAGGAAUAGCCACAGAUGGAAUCAAGCCCAUAAAAUCCACAUGCUACAUGAGGGCUUUGUUUGACUACUUCCCAGCAGAAGAUACCCUACUACCCUGCAUGGAAAUUGGCCUUCCCUUUCAGAAGGGUGACAUCCUCCAAAUUGUGGACCAAGCCGACCCAAAUUGGUGGCAAGCUCGAAGAGUAGAGGGUGAAGGUCUAGGACCUCCAGGACUCAUACCUUCCCUUGAACUUGAAGAAAGAAGAAAAGCCUUUGUGCCUCCAGAGGCAGAUUUCGUACACAAAAUAAGCAUUUGUGGAACGAGGAUUUCUAGAAAGAAAAAGAAAAAGAUGUACGAAUCAAAAUCCAACGGCGAAUUUGAUGCCGCUGAGUUACUUCUCUAUGAAGAAGUUGCUAGAAUGCCACCUUUCAGACGCAAGACUCUGGCUCUAGUUGGCCCCCGUGGUGUGGGAAGACGAACACUGAAGAAUAGGCUAAUUAACAGUGAUCCUGAGAAAUUCGGAACAAUCGUACCUUUUACGUCACGGCCACCGAGAGUCCUGGAAGAAGAUGGCAGAAGCUACUGGUUCACUGAUCGUGACUCCAUGGAAGUUGACAUCAGGGAACAUCGUUUUCUGGAACAUGGUGAACAUGGAGGCCAUCUUUAUGGAACCAAAUUGGAUUCAGUGAGAGAUUUAAUUAGAGCUGGUAAAAUGUGCGUUUUGGAUUGCAGUCCGGCAGCUCUCAAAAUUCUUCACAAUAGCACAGAAUUCAUGCCAUACGUCAUCUUCAUAGCCGCGCCAGGAAUGGAACAACUCAAAACUUUGUACGACCUUGGAAGGUCGACUGGAGCGAGUAAUCGAAAUUUAACGUUCGACCGUCAGAGCUCCAUCAGGUACAGUUCGAGAAGAGCCAGAACUUUGGAGUCCCUGGCUUCUUUGUACGAGGAGGAUGAUUUAAAAUCGACGUUAGAAGAAUCAGCAGCCUUACAAAGAGCCUACGAAAAAUACAUUGACCACGUUAUUGUGAACGAAGACUUCGACAAUACUUUCAGACAAGUAGUAGCCGCCUUAGAUGCCUUGGCUACUGAACAUCAAUGGGUCCCAGUAAAUUGGAUCUACUAAAUGAUCCAAAAAAUGCCAGAUAAUAUUUAUUAACGUCACGUAUGUCACGAUAAAUCUGUGUUACCAGUAUCUAUUUAGGCCAGCAUGUUGAAAAAUUGAAAGCGAAAAAAAUCUAAAAUGUGGAUGGAAUCCACCAGACAUCAAAUUUUUCUCAAAGAAAAUCAGAAAGACAGCUGGGUUUUUCGUUGCUGUCACAGCGAGUACAAGAGUAGUAUUUACGUUAGUUUGUUAGUUUCUUAUAAUCAACCCGUUAACUAUCUUCCGUCAAUUAAUAUCAAUAAAUUUAUAAUACCAAAAGAAAAGUUGCAAUAACCCUAGCGGAGCGCGUAAACAGAACGGUUACAAAACUGCGUGACCGUUCCGUUCACUGAGCCCGCCAGGGUAUAUUUUCAUCCCUUUUGACGUUUACUCACAAUUUCACGUAGAACUUAGCACAAAAUUGUGAAUAAAUGUGAAAAAGGAUGAAAAUGUUUUCUACGGUGUCACUAUGUUGUCACUUUACGGUCACGGAAUCCGCUAGGGAAUGCAUACUGUUAGGGAAGAAAAAAUCAACAGAAAGAAGUUUUAAAGUGAACGGGUUGUGAGCAUUAGACGGCCGUCCAAUUAUUUUUAAGAAGUUUGAGAAUUAUUAUUUAGUAUAUUUUUAGCUGUUGUAAACGGCGGAUAUUCUCCGGGAAGAUUUUUAUUAUUUGCGCCUGGCUCUUUUCUCCGUACACACUAUUCCUGGCACCCAGUGCCUUAAACUUGUGAACCACUACUGGGACACGCCAUACAAAGAAGAGUAUUCUAACGAGAUAAUAAAUUAAAAACGAGAUUUACGUACUGCAUAUUUUCUAUGAGGAUUGAGUACUAGCACGAAAUGUAGUAAAACAAAUCGAGAUAUACUUAUAUAUACUUGUACAACUGUAAAAUUAUUGUACAUCGAUAUGAGUCAUGAUCUCGUUUCAAUGAGUGAUACCAAGAGCGAAAUAAAGUUUAUGAGACAUUUGUUACGAA